GCGACAGAGAGCGGAGAAAGAAAAGGGAGGGACAGGAGGAGAGAGGGAGCCGCCGAGCCUCCCCUCUGGGCUCCCCUAGUAGAUGGGGAGCUUCUCAAGGGCAGACAGGCUGAACCAGCACACAGUAGGCACUUUAUGAUUGAGUGUUGGCCGCCCAACUGAAGGGCUGUGAGCGCUGCGAAGAACGGGGGCUCCUGGAUCAGGCUAGAUUUCUCCCUAAAAACCCAGACAAGAAAGAUCUAUGCCGGGUUUUUAACCCUUUGUGUGCUGAACUCCUCUAGCAGCCUGCUGUCUGGACCCUUCUCAAAAGCAUGUUUUUAAGUGGCUAAAAAUGGGGAGAGUCGCCUCGUUGCCUCCCCUCGUUGGCUCGACUUUCUCUGUUUCAGACCGACGUCAUCAACACUAUGUGUGGCUACAAAACCAUUGACCAAGAGCGCCUCAGCCUCCUGAACACCAUCUACAUCCGCGGCUGCACCAACGCCGUGAUCAUCUGGUUCACGGACAACUACACCAUCAUGGCCGGCGUGCUGCUGGGCAUCCUGCUGCCCCAGUUCCUGGGGGUGCUGCUCUCGCUGCUCUACGUCACCAGAGUGGAGGACAUCAUCGCCGAGCACUCGGCCACCGACGGCCUCCUCGGGGGGGACAAGAAGGACUUCGGGGCGUCGGGGGGCGGCUGCUGCAUGUGCUACCCCUGGGAGCAGCCCCCGGACCUGUGACGGCCGCCCGGCCCGGCCUCGGCGCCACUUCCGGCUCCCCUGAGUCCGCCCGAGCGUCCGUCUGGCCGCUCUCGUGGGCCCGAAUGAAGCCACGUGUCAGGGCUGCUCGCGCGGCUUUGGGGGAAAUUGUGCCUGUUUUUGUGCCGAGUCACGAGCGGCCGAGCGGCGUGUGUGCCCGGCCGGCCGCCCUGCCCAGAUCCCUGCUCCGGCCUAGGCUGCGGGCCCGGAGCGAUUCCUGGCCGAUGCCCCCGGCCGGCCGUCUGUAGUGCCACGUCCGAUUCCGGCCUGUCUCGGCCGGCCCGUCAGUGCCUUGAGCCCCUCCGAGGGCCGAGCUCGGGGACUCCUUUUUUAUGGCAUUUUGUAGCUUUUUUGUACCCAGUAACAGAUCUCGGACCCUCCGCUGCUCGCUCUGCUCCGCUCCUUUCUCCCAGCCCUUCUGGUGCCUCCUGGAGGGCUCCCUGGGGAGGAGCCCCUGAGCCUGGCCAGGGCUGGCCUGGAAGGCCGGAGAUCCAGCGGCCGGAGGGCAGAGGGCAGGCCGGCCCCCUGGUGUCACCCCCAGGCAGGGCCCCCCAAGGGCUUGGGGGGUUCUCGAAGGCCACUCACUGACUUCAAAGCGGCACCUGCUUAUAGCUUCCUUUUCAAAUUGAUUUUGGUACAUCAUAUUUUUUAAAAACUCCUUUUCUUCUGUCUCUUAAGGCAGAAGGGUCAGGGCUGGGCAGUGGUGGGGGGUGAAUGACUUGCCCAGGGUCACACAGCCAGGAGGAGGCCAGAUUAAACCAGGGCCGCCUCCUUCCAGGCUUGGCCUUUACUCACAGCGCCCCCUUUGCUCCCCACAAUUGCAUUAAAUUGUUUUUGAUAAUCUUCA
Messenger RNA from Gracilinanus agilis (Agile Gracile Mouse Opossum), 1581 nucleotides. Its product is annotated as tetraspanin-15-like. The record is from RefSeq and is a predicted model, not a curated record. Lineage: Eukaryota; Metazoa; Chordata; Mammalia; Didelphimorphia; Didelphidae. The coding region runs from base 405 to 716 and encodes 103 amino acids. The transcript has 3 exons.